UGGCGGCGGGGGAGGGGGAGGGAGCGGUUGCCGCCGCCGCUGUGCGCUCGCGGCCCGGGCGGAGCUGCGCAGUCUUCUCGCUGCUGCGCCAGGACAGCCGGCGCAGCCGUGCCCACAAGUUGCCGGCAGCUGAGCCCAGUGCCGCCUCCUCCUGCUCCAAGCCCCCUUCGCCCACCCCGCGGCCGUGGCCGGCUCCGGGACGCACAUCCCUGGGACACCGACCCCAGAUGUAAAGCGGACCCGCAGCCCCUCGCCCCCAAGCGCAUCAACUGAGUCUCGCCGGCGUCUCCUCUGCCAAACCCCACGGCUGGAAGAUGUGGCAGCCGGCCACAGAGCGCCUGCAGCACUUUCAGACCAUGCUGAAGUCUAAACUGAAUGUCCUAACACUGAAAAAGGAGCCUCUCCCAGCUGUCAUCUUCCAUGAGCCCGAGGCCAUCGAGCUGUGCACCACCACGCCCCUGAUGAAGAACAGGACUCACAGCGGCUGCAAGGUUACCUAUCUGGGUAAAGUCCCUACCACAGGCAUGCAGUUUUUUUCAGGCUGCACAGAAAAGCCAGUCAUUGAGCUCUGGAAGAAGCACACACUAGCCCGAGAAGAUAUCUUUCCAGCCAAUGUCCUUCUGGAAAUCCGACCAUUCCAAGUGUGUCUUCAUCAUCUUGACCACAAAGGGGAGGCUACGGUCCACAUGGAUACCUUCCAAGUGGCUCGCAUCGCUUACUGCACUGCCGACCACAACGUGAGCCCCAACAUCUUCGCCUGGGUCUACAGGGAGAUCAACGAUGACCUGUCCUACCAGAUGGACUGUCAUGCUGUUGAGUGUGAGAGCAAGCUGGAGGCCAAGAAGCUGGCCCACGCCAUGAUGGAGGCUUUUAAGAAGACUUUCCACAGUAUGAAGAGUGAUGGCCGGAUCCACAGGAACAGCUCCUCUGAGGAGGUCUCCCAGGGAUUAGAAUCUGAUGACGGCUGAAGGGAUUUAGAGGGCUUCAGAAAAGGCAGCCUUGGUCCAGGAAUUCCAGACCAUAUGAAUAUGCAACGAUUCCAAUUUCAGAUGAAAGACUGCCAAACUAUUGGCCGACCAAGCUUUUUAAAUUCAGAAGAGCAACUCUAAAUCUAAAGAAAUGUAUUAUUAAAGUAAUUACGUUACAUUGAAA
Molecule: messenger RNA, 1152 nt
Organism: Myotis myotis
Lineage: Eukaryota; Metazoa; Chordata; Mammalia; Chiroptera; Vespertilionidae
Gene: PID1
Product: phosphotyrosine interaction domain containing 1
Exons: 3
Coding region: 315-968 (217 amino acids)
Biological process (GO): negative regulation of D-glucose import across plasma membrane; regulation of cell population proliferation; negative regulation of insulin receptor signaling pathway
Cellular component (GO): cytoplasm
Source: RefSeq, a predicted model, not a curated record